AUGGAGUCUUUUAAUUCUACUUCAAACGAUUCUCAAUCAGUUUUAGAAGCGGCAUGCUAUCGAUAUGAUAAACACUGGGUACGCACACUUCGUAUUUCCCCUUACGUGGUUAUCUUCUUGUUUGCUGUUAUUGGGAACACUGUAGUGCUAGCUGUAGUCUACAGAAACAAAACCAUGAGAAAAACCAUCAACUUCUUCAUCGCAAACAUGGCGUUCAGUGAUCUAAUAUUCACUGUUAUCUCGGUCCCUCGUGUCGUUACAAUCGUGUCAUUCGGCUAUAAGUGGUUGGUGCAUGGUACAUUGGGCAUGAUAUUUUGCCGUAUGGUACCUUUUGUAAUGGAAAUAACAAUAAUCGUUUCUGUACUUACUAUUGUUGCGAUAAGCUUAGAACGUUUGCUGGCCGUUUCGUUUCCUCUACGGACUUUCAUAAGAAAGAAACCGUGCUUGUUGUCAAUAUUUGGGAUGUGGCUUAUCGCAAUAAUCGUUAAAAUUCCGACUCCACUCGCGACAGAUGUCCAUCCAUUUCAAGGUGAAACGUAUUGCGUGGUAGACUUCGAUUUAACCUUCGGUGCAGGUUCAGGCAGAAUCUACUUCAAGAUUGUUUUCGUAGCAUUGUACGCAGUUCCCUUCGCGGUGACAUUCGUCUUCAACAUCGCUAUUAUAGCGAUCAUGAACAGAAGAGGAAUUCCAGGAAACUCUGUUUCAGAUGCUGCCUGCAGACGCCGCGAGAAAACUAAUCGCAAAGUCUUGAGAAUGGUUCUGGUUGUUGUAGCAGCGUUCCUAAUUUGCUGGUCCUUGUAUUUUAUUCUGAUGGUUCUUCGAAAAAAUGGCAUACACGUUUCGUGUAAUGUUUUAUACCUAAGACUGCUCCUGGCUCAUUUUAACGCUGCACUCACGCCGUUUCUUUAUGCUGUUUUCAGUGAGAAUUACCGCCAGGGAUUUGAAGAAAUUCUGUCGUGUCGCUGGCUGCGCUGCCAUCGGGUCUCUGAUAAAACAAACAGGGAUGUCAAGCCUGAUGUUAACGAUAUAUCGAGCAGACGACGAUCUUCCGUCAAUCAUCUGCGGUCUUCGGUCGAGCUUAGGACAUUAAGAUUCAACAGUACGGAUCAACUUCUCAACUAA
Molecule: messenger RNA, 1122 nt
Organism: Porites lobata
Lineage: Eukaryota; Metazoa; Cnidaria; Anthozoa; Scleractinia; Poritidae
Source: the annotation of a GenBank genome assembly